Molecule: messenger RNA, 147 nt
Organism: Yamadazyma jaroonii
Lineage: Eukaryota; Fungi; Ascomycota; Pichiomycetes; Serinales; Debaryomycetaceae
Source: the annotation of a GenBank genome assembly
AUGCCACAAUUAGUACCUUUUUAUUUUGUUAAUUUAUUAACAUUUGGAAUAUUAACUAUAACUUUCUUAUUAUACAUAGUUUCAACAAAAUUAUUACCUAAUAUUGUUAAAUUAUUAUUAACAAGAUCUAUAAUAGUUAAUUUAUAA